AAGUUUUUAACCUGCGAUUUCUUAAUCUUUUUCUCUCUCUAUCGAUUCUAGCUUCAUCGCUGUUCCAAAUUUAGGAGUUUUCUGAGGUCAGAGGUCUGUCUUACAUUGAUGGGUUGCUCCUGGUUCUCAUGUCACAGGAGAGGAGAAGCUACAGAAGUUGAUGGAGAAAUCGCAGCGAUAGACAAUGUAAAGAUAUACAAAUACAGAGAGAUACGUCAGGCCACUGAUGAUUUCAGUGCUGAAAAUAAAAUUGGAGAAGGAGGGUUUGGUUCUGUGUACAAGGGCUGUCUUAAAGAUGGAAAGCUGGCGGCUAUCAAAGUCCUCUCGGCUGAGUCAAGACAAGGUGGGAAUCACAGGAUUCUUGUUUACAAUUUCCUUGAGAACAAUAGUCUUGAUAAGACCCUGCUAGCUGGGGGCUACACUCGGAGUGGGAUACAGCUUAUGCCACCUAACAUGACUCAUGUCAGCACUCGUGUCGCUGGUACAAUUGGUUAUUUAGCACCAGAGUAUGCUGUUAGGGGACAGUUGACGCGGAAAGCGGAUAUAUACAGCUUUGGAGUCCUUCUGAUGGAGAUAGUCAGUGGAAGAAGUAACAAAAACACCCGAUUACCCACGGAAUAUCAAUAUCUUCUGGAAAGGGCUUGGGAACUUUAUGAGCGGAAUGAGCUUGUGGAUCUUGUUGAUUCAGGUUUAAAUGGAGUCUUUGAUGCAGAGGAAGCUUGUCGGUACCUAAAAAUCGGUCUUUUGUGCACACAAGACAGUCCUAAGCUAAGACCAAGUAUGUCCACAGUGGUGAGGUUGCUAACAGGGGAAAAGGAUAUAGACUACAGGAAAAUAAGCAGACCGGGCUUGAUUUCUGAUUUCAUGGAUAUGAAAGUGAGAGGACCUGUGGCAACAAAGUCAGAGCAAGUGAACAGACAAAACUACACAAACCCUUCUUCUUCGUCUAAUGCCUCAUCUAGAGAUCACUCAAAUGCUUACUCAUCAGGGGCUUCAUCAGCCAAUGCUGUUAUGGAGGAUAUAGGAUUGGUUAAGCAAGGUUGGAAAUGGUUGCAGUCUCAGAAACAUUUGUGCUCUUGGGUUUGUGCUGCAACACGAUGUUUUGGGGAAAAGACAGAAGCUUUGGCAGAGCGUCACUGGCCACUAGUGUGCAGUGGAUGUGGGAAGCUAUUAGGGUUACUUAGUUUAUCGUUUGUUUAUUGGAAAGACUGCAUUUUGAGGGGUUUUCAGUCCAGUGCUAAAUUUGGUUCAGCAGCUUUGCUCCUCAUAAUGUGGAGUUGCUUCCUUAGCCUAACUUCAAUAUCUUGCUUGGUUUAUGUACUCCUCGGUAUGGCAGCUGCUGGUGCUGUUGUCUUGUACUUAGGUCGCACUCCUGGGAUUUUCAUUGUAGGACUAUUUGGAAUUUUGAUUUUGUGGAUGUACGCUAAUUUUUGGAUCACCGGAACAUUAUUUAUAGUUGGAGGUUAUUUGUUCUCUUUGAAUCAUGCGCGGGUGGUGGUUCUUAUGGCGACGAUGUACGCUAUGUACUGUGUCAAAGCCAGACUUGGAUGGCCUGGAGUUAUUCUCUCGAUGAAUCUUGCAUUCUUGUCCAACGAUAUAUUUAUUUGUCUUCUUCAAUGGUGUGAUACUGUUAGUGAAAAAACACAAGCGGAGGAGCCGACGAAACCUGAAACUGUAAUAGAGGAACAGUUUCCAGGAGAGUUUGAGUAUUCUUCUGUUCCUGUUGAAGAACCGGAGAAAAAGGUUCAUGAAGAUAAGUCGUCCACUAAGCCAGCAUCACCGUCAACUGUUGUCAGUAACAUGAAGGAGAUUUCUAGUGUUAAGGUAGUCAAAAUAGAAACAGAUUCAGCUGAUGAGAUGAAAAGAAUUCUUGAUAGUUUGAAUCACUACGAAGCAUUAGGGCUCCCUCUGUUUAAAAAGAUCGAUGCUGCAUUGCUUAAGAAAGAGUAUAGAAAGAAGGCAAUGCUGGUUCAUCCAGAUAAGAAUAUGGGAAGUCCUUUGGCAAGUGAAUCAUUCAAGAAACUUCAAAGUGCUUACGAGGUUCUUGCCGAUUCUGUUAAAAGAAGAGAUUAUGAUGAGCUGUUAAAGAAGGAAGAAUGUAGAACCAGGAGUGUCUGUCAGUCCGCGCAUUCGCAUCAGAAUAGUGCUGAUUAUCGAUCAGAAGAGUCAAGGCGCAUACACUGUACGAAAUGCGGGAAUUCACACAUUUGGGUAUGUACCAACAGGAGUAAGGCAAAGGCCAGAUGGUGUCAGGAGUGUGGUCAGUAUCAUCAAGCCAAAGAUGGUGACGGAUGGGUUGAACACAAAGGGACUCUGGUAUUCGAGAAAGCACAUAAGAUUGAAAUACCACGAGCUUUUGUUUGCGCGGAGGGCAAAGUCUUUGAUGUCUCAGAAUGGGCUAUUUGUCAGGGAAUGGCGUGUAGACCAAACACACAUAGGCCAAGUUUCCAUGUGAACAUGGUCGGAUUAGAAAAGGCAACCCAGAGAUCAAACUCGAGCAGGUUCCCGUGGGAUCUUGAUGUGGAGAUGAUGGACGAGGAUGAGGAAGAAUUUGAGUUAUGGCUUCAACAAGCUCUAGCUUCCGGUCUCUUCUGUGAAACAUCAAAACGCAGAAAAAGCUGGAGUCCUUUCAAGUUAACCAAGAAACAAUCCCGAAGAACAUCGACUUGACCCAAGAAGACAUCAACAACAAUGGCAAGAUCAACAACAAAGACUUAAUGGCUUGUUCUUUCUGAGAAUGGAAAAUGGACGAAGAUAUGAACGAAUAGCCUAAAAAGGAAACAACCUUUAAGGUGCUAAUGAAGAAGAAAGGAACAUGGGAGCUUGAAACCUUAUGUUGGUUGAUCACCUGUUGGAUCCCUUCUCUGUAAAUAGAAUCUGUGUAUCUUG
This is a messenger RNA of Arabidopsis arenosa, 2889 nucleotides long. The record is from the annotation of a GenBank genome assembly. Lineage: Eukaryota; Viridiplantae; Streptophyta; Magnoliopsida; Brassicales; Brassicaceae.